Molecule: messenger RNA, 3306 nt
Organism: Dioscorea cayenensis subsp. rotundata (Guinea yam)
Lineage: Eukaryota; Viridiplantae; Streptophyta; Magnoliopsida; Dioscoreales; Dioscoreaceae
Product: protein RDM16
Exons: 6
Coding region: 17-2974 (985 amino acids)
Biological process (GO): mRNA splicing, via spliceosome
Cellular component (GO): U4/U6 x U5 tri-snRNP complex
Source: RefSeq, a predicted model, not a curated record
AGCUCAACCCUUUUCGAUGUUGGGCCCGUUAGCGAGGCUUCAUUUCCUAAUCGAAGUAUCAAAACACAAAACCAAAUCGGUCGUUUCCUUCGUUCUUGAUCUUUCCGAGCUCCGCUGUGAAACCCUAGCAAUGGAUAGGGUUUCUGAGAGGGAUCGAUCCACCCGGAAAUCACGGGACGACCACGACCGAGAUCGAGAUCACCAGCCCCGGCACCAUCAACACACCGAGAAACAUGCCGACGAGCGCCGCCACCGUAGUGACGGUGAUCGCCGCCAUCGCUCCAGGGGAGACUCGCCGGAGGAUUCUGAGAAGCGGCGUGAACGAUCUGUUGAUAGGGGUAGGGAUUCGGUCGAGCGUGCUAGGGUUUCCUCCCGUGAUGAUUCCGUGCAUCACCGCAACGACGGGGAUCGCCGACAUCGCUCGAGGAGGGACUCGCCGGAUGGUGUUGAGAAGCGGCGUGAACAAUCGAUUGAUAGGGUUUCCCGAGAGGAUUCCAAGAAGUUUCGGGAGCGGUCCUCGGAGAGAGGAAGUUUGCCCCGUGAGGAAUUCGUAGAGAGGCGCCAGUCCUCUUCGAGGAAGCGGAAAGAUCAGAAUGAUGAGCCUCUUGAGGAGUCGGAGAAGAGCGGGAAGCGGGUUAGGGUUUCUGAAGGCACGAGGGAGGAGAGGAGAGAGAGGCGGCGAUUUGAAGAUCAGGUUUUGGAGGAUGCGGGGGAGCUUAAUGGCGUCCAUAAGGAGAAGAGGAAAGAGAAGACAGACGAUGUGGUAGAUGUGAAAGAGGAUAGCAAGCGGAGUAGGGUUAAGGAAGAGGACUUGAUUGAUACUGGAGAAAAGAAGGCUAGAAGAAGGGAGAGAAAAUUCAGUGACAGUGUGAAUGUGGAGGGUAAUAAAGAUGGGAAAAAAGAUUUGAAAGAGGAGCAGAUAUCUAAACAUGCGGUUGAAGAGGUGGAAUUGGGAAGCAGCGAGGAUGCGAAACCUGGAGUUUCUGGGGAAAAUGGUGCCAGGAAUAUCGAUGAUGACAAGAGCGGCUCCAUGGUUAAUGUUGAUUCUCUGGGACCACUCAAUGUAGGACCAAAGGUUUCUGUGAUCUCAUCUGCUUCUCAUCACCCCCUGCCUACUAAGGUAUCUUCAAUUACUACCACCAAUGAAAAUGAGGGAGUUAGUGUUACCAGAUCUGAUGAGGUUCCUGGAAAAUCUAGUACAGAUGGAACUACAGCUUCAGUCGCUGGCAGAAGUGGCACUCUGUCUCUUGAUGCUUUAGCAAAAGCUAAGAAAGCAUUGCAAAUGCAGAAGGAACUGUCAGAAAAGUUGAAAAAGAUUCCAGCGCUAAGCAAAAUUUCUAGUGCAAACUCGGCGAAUAAUUCCCAGGGAUCAUCUUGCAAGGAUCAUUUUAAAAUUCCUUCGGCUAUUGGAACACAGGUAUCUACAGCUCCGGCCAGUGCGCUUCCAAACACACAAAACUUAACUGCUGUAGCUAAACCAUCUGUGAAUGCUCCUGGUGUAAUUCCUGGACUCAAUGCUGUGCAUAAUCUAGAAGCUGUGAAACGAGCUCAAGAGCUUGCUGCUAGAAUGGGGUUUCAUCAGGAUCCGGAAUUUGCACCUCUCAUAAAUAUGUUCCCAGGUCCUUCAGCAAUAGAUGUUAUCACACCCCAGAGGCCAUCAAAGACUCCAGUUCUUCGGUUAGAUGCGCAGGGUAGAGAAAUAGAUGAACAUGGAAAUGUUGUUAACAUGCCUAAGCUGACUAACCUUAGUACUCUCAAGGUCAAUAUUAACAAACAGAAGAAAGAAGCAUUCCAAAUACUUAGGCCAGAGUUUGAUGCUAGUACAAUGUCAAACCCUCAUUUUGAUUCAAAGAUGGGUAUGAAUAUGACCAAGCUAAUCAGGCCCAAAAGGGCGACAUUUCAAUUUGUUGAGGAAGGCAAAUGGUCAAAACAGGCAGAGAUGAUUAAGUUCAAGAGUCAGUUUGGGGAGGCACAAGCUAAGGAGCUGAAGAUAAAGCAAUCACAACUUGCCAAGGCAAAGGCUGAGCCUGACAUAAAUCCAAAUCUGAUACAAGUAUCAGAUAGAACUGUUAAAGAGCGGAAAGAACAGGAGGUGAUACCUGAAAUUGAAUGGUGGGAUGGACCACUUUUACCUUCGAAGACAUAUGAUGAUUUGUCCAAUGAUAAAUUAAAUAUGGAAAAGAUCACAAUAUAUGUUGAGCAUCCUCGUCCAAUUGAACCUCCAGCAGAGCUGCCCCCACCUCCCCCACAGCCUUUGAAGCUUACCUACAAGGAGUUGAGGAAACUAAGAACUCAGAGACGGCUUGCUAAAGAAAGAGAUAAGCAAGAGAUGAUAAGACAAGGCCUGCUGGAGCCUCCCAAGCCCAAGAUCAAGAUGAGCAAUCUCAUGAAAGUUCUUGGUUCUGAAGCAACUCAAGAUCCAACAAAACUUGAGAUGGAAAUACGCACUGCUGCGGCUGAGCGGGAACAAGCUCAUGUUGAUAGGAACACCGCACGCAAACUCCUCCCUGGAGAGCGUCGCGAGAAGAAAGAGAGGAAGCUCUUUGAGGAUCCAAACACACUGGAGACCCUUGUGUCUAUCUACAAGAUCAAUGACCUCUCGCACUCGCAAACACGUUUCAAGGUUGAAGUGAAUGCCAAUCAGAACAAACUCACUGGUUGUGCUGUAAUUACAGAUGGUAUGAGCAUUUUGGUGGUUGAAGGGGGUAAAAAGCCAAUCAAAAGGUAUGGGAAGUUGAUGCUGAAGCGCAUCAACUGGGCUGCUGCAGUUGGUGAUGAAGAGGGAACCGACGACCAUGACCGCCCUAUCAACGGUUGUGUUCUGGUUUGGCAGGGAAGUGUAGCGAAACCUAGCUUCCGUAAAUUCUCUUUGCACCAAUGCAGAUCUGAAGCGGCUGGCAGGAAAAUUUUCGCAGAUGCUGGUGUUCCUCACUAUUGGGAUCUGACAGUAAAUUUUUCAGAUGACUUGUUGUGAGCAUGGAGUUUAUGAAGAUAAAAUUUAGCCGGCUUUUCAUGUUUUGAAGAUGUUGAUCUUUGCUUGCGUGUGACCAGCAGCUCAUGGCCAUAAAUUUGAGACUGCAAUGAGAUGUGCUCAUUAAUUUCCUUAGUGGACUGGAGACUGAAGACUGGUUUUAUAUGCAUGCUUUUUAUUGUCUGUGAAUCUUAAAAUCUCGUACAAUUCAUGGUCUUUCAUUUCUCAUCUACUAGUUCACUAUUUCACUGUGUCAUACUCCACAUGAAGCCUUAUGUUUGAACUUUGAUACUUUAUUAUAUGGAAGUUUAUCUGAAUCAAGAGUUCUGUGAUCU